Triplophysa rosa is the source of this 4484-nucleotide messenger RNA. It is a transcript of the gene cdk5r1a, whose product is annotated as cyclin dependent kinase 5, regulatory subunit 1a (p35). Gene Ontology annotation, molecular function: cyclin-dependent protein serine/threonine kinase activator activity; protein kinase binding. The transcript has 2 exons. Gene Ontology annotation, biological process: brain development; positive regulation of cyclin-dependent protein serine/threonine kinase activity; activation of protein kinase activity. Lineage: Eukaryota; Metazoa; Chordata; Actinopteri; Cypriniformes; Nemacheilidae. The coding region runs from base 838 to 1761 and encodes 307 amino acids. The record is from RefSeq and is a predicted model, not a curated record. Gene Ontology annotation, cellular component: protein kinase 5 complex; cytoplasm.
UCAUGUCUCUGCGCCACUGAGGUUUGCACACAUUAGGAUUUAAGUCAAUCGUUCUUGAUGAUAAUUUGUAGUUUCUAUGCUGUAGUUUCUAUAUCCUGAUUAAAGAUUUUACCUUUAGCGUUUAAGCUAAUUUAGCGCUAUAUAAUAAAUGUUGAUGUGACUAGGGGUAUUUCAGACCACACUUGACGGACAACAUCAUGACCAGUUGACUACAUGGUGCUAAGCCAAAUACCCACCCAGCUGCAGCGCCCGUUUUUCUCUCUCGCAGCUGUCAUUUGGAAACAUUGCGUUAAAUUAAGUCUUCUCUAUGGCUAGUUAAGGACUAGCCAUUUGUUUUUGUACCUUUGACAUGGAGGUGUGUUUUUAGUUUUGCGUCUGCGAUAAAGCUUUUCGAGUAUUCUAGCCUCUCGUUUUAGCCGUUCGUCUGCACUGUAUUAGGGGAUCACAGACGGGCAGAUGUGAAACAGACGCGUGAAGCUCGAGGAGGAAAAAUAAAGAAUUGCCAUAUUGCCAUACAUCGAAUGGAAUGGUUUGUGUAGGAAGACGUGAUUUGCAUCUGGGAAAUAACCUUAGCAACCGGAGAAUCCUGAACACCCAUUGACUGCAUCGCCGCUUUUACGUAGAAGCAUUAUUUUAUCACUGACAUCCCAUUUUCAGCACCUUGGACAACGACGAACACGUUGGUUUCACGGCGCGAGGAAGCGAGAUUAUUGCCGCGUUAUUCGAUUCGGAUUAUUCUUUAUAUGUCAAGACUUUUUUAUACAUUAAACACAGCACGGAAGACGCAUUCAUUGGCAUAUAUUCCAUAUCUACAAAUCUCCUUAUAAUAAAGGCAUCAUGGGAACUGUCCUUUCAGUCUCCCCGAGCUACCGUAAGGCUGGCCUCUUUGAUGAAAUACCACCCCCUCUGGCACAUUACACAGCUGUGCAGAACAGCAAAAACGCCAAGGACAAGGGCUUGAAACGGCAGUCCCUCAUUAAUGUCCUGCCAUGGAAGCGCAUUGUGGCGGCUUCAGCCAAAAGAAAGGGCUCUAAGAAGCUGGCCUCUGUUGACAGUCAAGAUGAAGAAAGUGUGGGCACCCUCAACAGCCAAAACCUGAAGAAAUCCCAGUCCUGUGCCAAUCUUUCCAACUUCACCCAAGAACCAGCUGUGAGCUCCAUACCCACAUCUAAGACCACUGCCAAUGUGGCCUCUACUGCAAAAAGGACCUCAGUCGCUGGAUCUGUGAGCCAAGCCACCAAUGCAGGCACACCCAAAAGAGUGAUCGUGCAGGCUUCCACCAGCGAGCUGCUAAGAAGUCUGGGUGAGUUCCUGUGCCGACGCUGCUACCGACUGAAGCGCCUCUCCCCCGCUGACCCUGUAUUGUGGCUGCGCAGCGUGGACCGGUCACUUCUGCUGCAGGGUUGGCAGGACCAGGGCUUUAUUACCCCAGCUAACGUGGUCUUCCUCUACGUGCUCUGCCGUGAGGUCAUAUCAGCGGAGGUGUCCAGCGAACGCGAGCUGCAGGCUGAGCUCCUCACUUGCCUCUAUCUGUCUUAUUCCUACAUGGGGAAUGAGAUUUCUUACCCACUCAAGCCCUUUCUGGUGGAGACAGACAAAGAUGCCUUCUGGAAUCGCAGCUUGGCUAUCAUCAACCGCAUGAGUAGCAAAAUGCUUCAGCUUAACUCUGACCCACAUUACUUCACCCAGGUUUUUGCUGACCUUAAGAACGAGAGUCAGAAGGAAGAAGAGAGCCGACUGCUCAUUGGCCUGGAUCGAUAAGUGAGCUUUGUGCAUAAAAAAACAUUUAAAAAAAACUCUUUAGUGUCAGUAUUAGUAUUAAAACUUUAUUCAAUUGAAGCUUCCGAGCAUAGUAUUGAAGCUUAUUUGUAGCAAUGAAUGACUUUGGAUCAGACAUUGUAAACCUUGUAAAGACCUUGCAACAGUUUAACCAGGACACCACCACCACAAACAAGAAGGUGUAAUCUGACCAGUUGUGUGGCAUUUUUAAGGUCAACUGCCAGAUAUAGCAGAUGCUUCAUCACAAUGGCAACAGACAAGGAGUCAUCUUGACCAACAGUGCAGCAUGUUGAUCUUCCUGAAAUAAUCACAUCUAGAUCAAAACAUGAUCAGCAGUCUUUUUUAAUUCUUAGUAAAUUCUGGUUCACAAUAAAAACUAAAACCCCUUAAUUGAAAGCCUAGAUUUGUGCACACAACAGACUGACUAGUUUGAAAACGGGACAUAUUCAGUGGAGCCACGCUAGCAACACUUUCAAAACAGAAGCAAACCAAAGACUCAGCUUAACCUCAGCGCUAGUUCGACCUUCUUGGUACUACAGUUUCUUCAUGAACAUUAAUCCCACACAACAAAUUCAACAAAUUCCUCUGUUAGGAUCCCAUGAACUACUGGUCAGGCUGUCUCUUGCAAGGCAUCAUGUCUUCAAGGUGUUUUGUUCGUUAAGCAUAUCCUAGUGGCCUUUAAGAAGGUCUGGGUCUCAAACUGCUGCAGGAACAGAACCAUUUCAUGAGACGGUCUGUCCAACCGUUGUGAUGAGUGACAAACAACUAUGUAUUGGAGGUCAAAUUAUUUAUGAUUGUUUGUGAUGACGAACUGACUGCACAAUGUUCAAAAGAAUGGAAUUUCCAACUUCAAGAAAGAACAUCCCUCUGUUUCCAUUAUACGCCCUCUUUUAUCUUCAAGAGAACUGAAAAUCUCUAAAGGGGAGCAAAUUACCGGCGAGGUAGAUAUUUUCUGGAUUUUCAAAAACAAGUACUGUAUGUUCUUAUACGGGUGUUAAUGCAUGCUUCUUUGACCAACCACACACUUUUUAAAGAUCUCUGUUUAUGAUUUGAUGGUCACCAUUUUUGUAUGAUUUUCUUUUGGACAGUGCUGCAAACUAAUGUGCCAUACAGACAUAAAAGUUAAAGUUGUCAGAACAGCAGCCAAAACUACAGCAAGCUUUUAUAGCCUUCUCAUUAGGAAGAGAUAUUUUUGAAGGAAAAAAGAAAUAGGAAAUCACAGAAAGACAGUAGCAAGAGAAAUAAAAUGUCACAAAUAUUUUGUAAAAAAACAAAAACAAAGGAAAGAAAAAACAUUUCAGUGUUUUAUUUAUAGUUCAUCAUAACCAGAAGUUCAUUAUUAUGCAUAAGUACAUAAAACAAAAAUGCCCUAGAAAACAUAUCAGACAUUUUAACAACACAUAAAAUUAGCAAAAUAAAGCAUUGCUAUUGUAAAUAGCGUAAUCAGUGUUGUUAUAAGAGCAGAGUUAUCAUCCAUUUUAUGUCAAUCCAUUUUCGAAGAAUGCACUCGGCCAAUCAGGUUUGAAUAAAUUUCAACCGAUUUCAACUAUUUUUUAUUAUUUCUCCCCUGAAUUUUAUGCAACUCAUAAAAUAGAGUUGUCCACAAUCUUACUUAAUGUGACACACAUUGCAAACCAGUGUUAAUAUUUUGUGUUUGCUGAUGAGAUAUUUUGAAAUUCCGCCAUUCCCAUAAUGGAAUUAGUCAGUAUACCGCUCAAGAACAAGAGGUCAGAUGCUUCCUUUGUCAAGGAUGAUCAACAAUGAUCAGAGAAAGACUUUGAGUAGUUCACAGGUUCAACACUAUUUGCAAAGAAGCGGUUGAAUAGAUUUUUCAGAAGCUUGACAGGCCUCCGUAAAAAGGAGCGUUUCAAUAUGUAAAUGCUGACACACUGGCAUUUGUUAUUUACCAACUGUGUCAGGAUGUAAUUUCACUAUGAUUAGUUUCCUGUAGCACACAACUGAUCAAAACUCAGAUGGCAGGUCGCUGUGACCUGAUUGCACUAUGUUAGCAAUAUACAUGUAAAUCUAACUAAACUGCUAAAGUUUAUGCACACAUGAAGUUGUAAAGAUAACAGACAACAAGUCCAUCAUUUAUUUCUGUACAUUUUUUUUUCUUUUUGGUAUCUUGCAUUUACAUUUAUCACCCACGCUUUAUGUCUAGCCAUAUUCUGGUAAAACACUGAUGGUGCUAUUAAUGCAAAGAUCAUGUCCUACCCAUAAGCAAGACCUUUAUCGUUGGUUAGCUGAAUGUAAUAAAGUCUUGUGCACUACAUAGGGCAAACGACUGUACAUGCAUUGAUGCUGUACUACUAUGAAUAUGUGGCUAAAAUAAGAUGUAAUGAUAACUGGCCGUAAUAGUAAAGGGUGGGAAAGGGGGCAUCAAUUACAUAUAAACAACACUUCCUCUUGUCAUAGACAAUUUAAGAAACAAAAAUGUGUUAUUAUGUUUCAUACAAUUCUUGUGGUUGAUGUAACAUUCUCAAAAAAACUGUAUAGCAACAAGAUACUGGAAUUGUAUUUUUCUCUUUUCCUUAGGUUUCACGUUUUGUGAACUUUGUUGAGAAACAUGAAACAAAAAUGAGACGUAACUAAAAUAUAUUUAAAGAAGCAAUCUGUUACAGUAUAUGGGUGUGUAUGAAUGUGAGUUUGUGCAAUGACUUUGGUCAACUCUUCUAUCUACUUUAUAUAAAAAAAUUGCAUUUGCA